CCACUCCGGGAGGAAGGUUUCCCGAGACCGCUCCCAUCCCCACCCCGCCUCCCGCGUCCCCGGCGCUAGCCUCCGCCGGCGGAGCCCCACUAUGCCAGACAGUUUCGACACUUUGCAAAGACAAAGAGCCCUCACCCAGAGGGAGGCGAGAGAGGAGGAAGGAGAGAGGGGAGCCCGAGGCGACGAGAGCCGCGCGGACUUCACUUCCCUCAGCCGGAAAUGCCAGUGACAGGCAAUCGGCAACUCCAAGCACUUUGCUAAGCAAAGGGACGCUUUCACACAUGACCAGGGAUGGACAGCCUCUCUCCCCACCCUCUGAGAUGGAGAAACUGAGGCUCACAGAGGUUAAGGAGCUCCACUGAGGUCACGUAACAGGAGCACUACGGUUGGCAAAAGAAAUUCUGGCAGCCAGGCAAGACACUAUGACAGCCUCUGUGCCCUCAUCAAGACAGUCACUUAACUGCCACCUCCCUGGCGACAGCAUGGAACAGUCAAGCAUCUAAUUAAGGAUCACCAUACACCACACUUUCUGGGGUCACCAAGGCAUCCCUGCAGCUUCCAAGAACUUCCUGCCAAGUCCUCACCCCUGAAGGUCCCCAGAUUGAAUGGAACAGGAAAUCACUGUUAUUAUGUUUAAUUAGAAUCUCAUCUAGAGGCAUGUCAUUGGCCCUUUCAGGACUGCAGAAGAAGUCGGCUACCUUUUAUCCUAAAGAACAAAUCCAGCACACCACAGAUGGCCCUUGUGUGUCACAUGGGCACAUCCAGAACACAGGGGCGGCUGCUUCACCAUGGGAAUGAAGUUGGCCUAAGCUACCCUUGAGACUCCUGAAGAUCCUCCAUCCCUUCCAGCUGCACCUCCACCUCUAGUGUCUCUACUCAGGGAGUUGGGGUACCCCUCCCGCCCCUCAGCAGGAAGCGAAGAUGAUGACCACACAGAAGAAGGUCCUCAAGGUGCUCACCUUGCUGGUGCUCUUCAUCUUCCUCACCUCCUUUGUCCUCAACUUCUCGCACACGGCAGUGCCUGCUGCCUGGUUCCCCAAGCAGAUAGUCCUCGAGCUGUCGCAGAACCUCAGGAAGCUGAUCAAGUCCCGGCCUUGCACCUGCGCACACUGCAUCAGCCAGAGCAAGGUCUCAGCUUGGUUCGACAAGCGCUUCAACCAGUCGGUGCAGCCGCUGCUGACGGCCCACAGUGCGGUCCUGGAGGAAGACGCAUACCAGUGGUGGCUGAGGCUGCAGAGGGAGAAGAAACCCAGCAACCUGAGCAGUGUCAUCAAGGAGCUGUUCAGCGUGGUGCCAGGGGACGUGGACCCCUUGCUGGACAAGAGGUCGGUGGGUUGCCGGCGCUGUGCCGUCGUGGGCAACUCAGGCAAUCUGCGGGAGUCCUUGUACGGGCCUGAGAUAGACAGCCAUGACUUUGUGCUCAGGAUGAACAAGGCGCCCACAGUGGGCUUUGAAGCUGAUGUGGGGAGCAAGACCACACACCAUCUGGUAUAUCCCGAGAGCUUCCGGGAGCUGGGGGCAAACGUCCACAUGAUCCUGGUCCCCUUCAAGACCCUCGACUUGCAGUGGGUUAUCAGUGCCACCACCACCGGUACCAUCUCCCACACGUACAUCCCAGUUCCCACGAAGAUCAAAGUGAAGCAAGACAAGAUCCUGAUCUACCACCCAGCCUUCAUCAAGUACGUCUUUGACAACUGGCUACAGGGCCAUGGGCGGUACCCGUCCACCGGCCUGCUCUCAGUCAUCUUCUCCCUGCAUGUCUGUGAUGAGGUGGACUUGUAUGGCUUUGGAGCAGACAGCAAGGGGAACUGGCACCACUACUGGGAGAACAACCCUUCGGCAGGGGCUUUCCGAAAGACAGGAGUGCAUGAUGGGGACUUUGAGUCCAAUGUGACGGCCGCUUUGGCGUCCAUCAACAAAAUCCGGAUCUUCAAGGGGAGAUGAUGCUCCGAAGGUCAAGGAUGGACUUACCACAUCUCGCUUGUCAGUUUUGGCCCCAGUAUCUCCCCGGGGCUGGUCCCUCCUAGGAGCUCCAGAGCCAGCCUCAGGCUGCCCAGGCACUGCCCUCAGCCUCCUGCACUCCCACCUUAGGCAGCAUUGACUCCGCAAAGUCACCUACUCUGCUGGGGCUGCGCAGCGAGUCCUGUGCUGCAGCGCUCCCUGCACCGCUGUCCCAAUGCUGGAGUCGGGGAGCGAUGCUGCGAAAGGUAAUUAUUUUGGCUUCUGGGGUGGGGCAAUAUUAAAAAUUCCCGUAUUCUAUGAAGACAGACAAGUUCCCAGGAAAGAUGGGCCAAGGCCAGUUGCCACUGCAAGAUUCUACACUGACUCUGAAACUCCCAUUCUCACUGGGAUAUUUGUUAGUAACAGUGACCUCUGGUUUGGAGCUCGCUGGGCAGUGCAGGCAGGCACGGGAGCAAGACACUUCUGCCUGUUUGCCGGGAAGUCGGACUUCUCUCCAGGUGACAGCCCUGUUCGUGUCUUCCUGAAGCUCACGGAUGAGGACACGGUGAGCCAGUAGACUCCAGAGGUCUUCAUAGGAACGUGGCCACGUUUCCAGCAGGAGCUGCUGCUUCUGCCUACUUGGGUACUUCCUCCACAUCCAGCUCUGGGUUCUAAUCAGGGCCGAGAGCAGAUCUGACUACUUCAUGUGCCUUUGUGUUUGGGGAAGAAUUGCAAGUACUGGCUGAAACGAGGCUAAAGCCGCAGCUCCGGGAAGAGAGCCCCCUGCUGCCCAGCUGGAAGCCUCUUGUCCGUUUCCUGAGCCAGCGCCUGAGUGGGAGCAAGGUUCAGAUGACACUUCGGGGUACACUGGCUGUGGCAUCCAGCAGAUUUCCCGGGACUGUUGGGUUCGGUGCUUGUAACUUCUCCAGCCAAGUAGGACCUCCCAGCCAGUGUAUCUCCCGGUGCCUGAGCUCUGGGCUGCCUUUGCGGGGGUCCUGGGGCCAGGGUGGGGGGAUUCCAAGGAGUGGCGACCAGCACAUACCUCGUCUCCUCACUCUCACCCUCCAUCUCUCUCCUUCUCCUCUGAGUUCCUGAUUAUUUAUUGAUUUUUUAAAUUCAACUGACAUGUGUGUGCUCCAGCUGCGUUGCCACCCCUGGCGUUUCCACCAAGUUUCUGUUUCUUCUCCUGCAUCUGGGAGCAGGGAUUUUAAAGGAGGGCUUCUAGGAAUCCUCGUUCUUGGGGAAUAAGGCAUCGAAGCUGGAUGUGGCCAGAACGGGCUGCAGCGCUAACGCUGUGGGCUGUGAGCUGGUGCUGGCCACCUCCCCUCCAGCACUGGCCUCCCUCCUCCUGGCCCAGUUUGUUCUCGGGCUAGGAGUGUCCCGCUCACACCACCUCACUGGCUGGGGGAACAGAACAGCCAGCACAGGGACAGUGACCGUUGGUUAUAGUCACUGACACUCUACGAGAAAAGCCACUUGCUAAGGAGAACAUUUCCCAAAGGCAGGUGUUUGGCGAGGAGGUGGGACAGUCUCCGGAUAGAGAAGGUUGGGUCUCUCCCAGAGUGGCAGGGCCACUGCAGACCAGGAGGCUGGGAGGCCCGGAGCUCAGGGACCUUGGUCAUGGGCCACACCUGGCAUCAGACCACGUACAAAAGUUCCUGGGAAAUGCAUGCCGCAUUUGCUUUUACCCUUGGGCCUGUGCAGAUGAGCGUGUUAGGUUCUCAGAGAUUCAGGUAUCCAGAAGGGGUAUUUUUGUUUCUUUAGUUUUUGUUUAGAACUCAGUACCUGUUCCUGCUUUAAGAAACUUUCCAGACUUAGGAUUCUUACCUGAUACUAGCUGGUAAAUCGGGAGGGCCUCCUUGUGAACGUGCCUCUUCACGUGUCAUAAAUCACAGUCACACGGCAAGAGCAGAGCUUAGCGCUUGCGUGUUGGUUGUCUGAUCCACUGCUGGGUUAAAAAUUGAGACAAGUGCGCAUGCGCACAGUGAGCAGCGGGGACCCUGGCUGCCCCCUCGCCUAGGCGCUGAGACUGUUCAGAGAGGACAGCUUGGGGUGGAACAGUCUACUUGCUUGGGUCUGCUGAGUAGGAAGAGGUCUCCGAGUGAGGCUGUGCCUCCGUCUGAGCCCGAAGUAGCGUGAGUGGCCUGCCGGGUCUCCCUCUGCCUCCCCUCUGUGGAAGGAGGUCCAGCCGCGACCCCGCCCGCACCCUCCAAACAGCUCUGCAUUUUACAGGUGAGACCAGCAAGGUUCAAGGAAGGGGUGCGACUUCUGGGUCAUAGGAGUGACCAGUUGUGACAGCGCAAGUCAAGGAGAAUUAGAGAAAAACUAGGAUGGUUUGGCUUCACAUUUAAAACGGACAGACGUUGGGGCUGGGGAGAUGGCUCAAUGGAAUAAGCGCUUCCCUGGCAAGCGCAAGGGUCUGAGUUCAAUCCCUGGU
Messenger RNA from Octodon degus (degu), 4378 nucleotides. RefSeq names its product ST3 beta-galactoside alpha-2,3-sialyltransferase 1 (gene St3gal1). Gene Ontology annotation, molecular function: beta-galactoside (CMP) alpha-2,3-sialyltransferase activity. The record is from RefSeq and is a predicted model, not a curated record. The transcript is spliced from 10 exons. The coding region runs from base 922 to 1944 and encodes 340 amino acids. NCBI's taxonomy places the organism in Eukaryota, Metazoa, Chordata, Mammalia, Rodentia, Octodontidae.